AUGGCAGACGUAUGCAGUGGCUUUGAAUCACAAAAUUAUCUGAAGGAUCGCUGUAGGAAAUGCUUCCGUCAGAAGAACGUGAUGGCCCUAACGAAAAAAGAAAGAAGAAAAAGCUUGCGAGAGAAGAUCAACGACAACGGCGCUCCAGAAGAAGGUAGCUCUUAG
Messenger RNA from Angiostrongylus costaricensis, 165 nucleotides. The record is from the annotation of a GenBank genome assembly. Lineage: Eukaryota; Metazoa; Nematoda; Chromadorea; Rhabditida; Metastrongylidae.